AUGAGCGAAGAGGAGAAGCCGCCGACAACUGGUGAGAACAAGUUCAUGAUCAUGGGCUACAACGUCGAGUUUCCACAUGGCAAGAAGCCGUUUCCGGCACAGUUUGCGGUCAUGAACAAGGUGCUGACAGCGCUCAAGACCAAGCAACACGCGCUGCUGGAGUCGCCUACAGGCAGCGGCAAGACGCUGGCACUGCUGUGCUCGAGUCUGACGUUCCAGAAACAGGUUUACCGAGAGGAACUCGCAGCUGCUAAGAGAGAGCAGACGAGUGUCAAGUUUCGAGAGCAGGAGGCCAAGAAACGGAUCCAAGAGGCGCAAUUGUGGGCGCUGGAAGCUCAGAUGCAGGUGAUGGCAGCUAGACAACAGAUUGAACAGGCCAGAAAGCAGAGAAAAGAGAGUGACGAUGAUGGUACUCAAUUGACUGUGGAGCUGACGAACGUGACAGCUACGCAGGCUACUUUGAAGGAUGGAGAAGAAGAAGAAGAUGAUGAUGAUGAAAUGGAUACGCAGGUCACUUUGAAGAAAGAAGAUGACGAAGAUGAUGAAGACGUCGUGGCUACACAGCCUAGUCGCGACGAAGGAUGGCUAAGCACCCGGAAACGAGAACCAAACGCCGACUAUAAUUCUAUUACCAAGAGGAAGAGAGUGUUGCCCGAGUCGUUUGCUGCUAUAGCGGAAGCAGCAGCUGAGACACAGGAGGAACUUGACGACGGAGCUGGUAAUAGCACGUUGAAAAGGAAGCGGGUAGUGCCACCGCGGAUCUACUUUUGCUCGCGAACACAUUCGCAAUUGGCGCAAGUGGUAGCCGAGUUAAAGAGCUGCCCUGUGUCGUAUCUAGACAUGCCCGGAGACUCUGAAACACCGAUGAAGCAGCUGAAGACAUGUGUGCUGGGCUCGAAACGUCAGAUGUGUAUCAAUUGCAAAGUGAAUCAAGAUCCAGCGCAAGUUGACGAAAAGUGUCGACUGGCACUCGAAGGCGCGUCGUGCUCGUAUUUCAAAAAACGCAAAAAAGUGAACGAGCUGCGACGAAGGGUGUCACCUGUGUGGGAUAUCGAAGACCUGGUCAAGCUGGCGCAAAAACAUCGGGAGUGCGCGUACUUCCAUUCGCGCGAGGCGCUGGAGAACGCGAAUAUCGUAUUCGCUCCGUACAAUUAUUUGCUGGACCCGUCGAUCCGCGAGGCUGUGGGAAUCAUACUGCACCGAUCAAUUAUUGUGCUGGAUGAGGCACACAAUGUAGAAGAUACGUGCCGAUCCAGCGCCAGUAUGGAGGUGACUGCAGAAGGUCUGACGACAUCAAUCAAGGCGUUUUCGAUCGUAAUCAAGCACGGCAAUCGACCAAAACCGUACAAUGCCUUGCUGAAGCUGCUCAAUGGUAUCAGUCGCUGGUUAAAAAACGUUGAUGCGAAUGCGAACGCGAUUCUCCAGCCUUCAGGUGCUGGAGAGAAGAGCAAGGUCUGGGAUGGUGACGAUGCACUAGCCAUGCUUGAAGAAUAUUCCGGGGUUACGAAAAGCAGUAUUAAUGCGUUGAUAUUAGACAUGCGGGAAGUACGCGAGUACGAGUCUGUAUUGGCCAACAGCACAGAAUCCAGUCGGGAGCCUCAAACGGAAGUUGCUCAAGAUGCUGCAGCGAACCCGACAGGUGCUUCUGUCCUUCUGGGUGCGUUAGCAUUGGCCACGGUACAGAGCAUUUUAACCGUAGUGGACUACAUGUAUCGUGACAGUCUCAAGUAUAUUGACGAUUUCAAGCUGGUGGUGAUCAAAUCCAAGUCAACAUGGCAAGAGGAUACUGGCUCUCGAUUUCCUACUAAAAGAAAUGUUGACGAGUGGGAGAUAAAAUUGUGUAUCUGGUGCCUGAAUGCAGCCGUUGCGUUCUCGGAUAUUACACGGCAAGCCCGCAGCGUCAUUCUUACGUCUGGAACAUUGAGCCCCAUGGGGUCGUUUGUUGGCGAGUUGGGUGUUGAUUUUCCGAUUCGCCUUGAGGCGAACCACGUCGUGAAUAUGCGCAAGCAGGUUUUUGUCGGAGCCGUUAUGCACGGUCCUGGCAACGUCGACCUUCAGUCCACGUACGACAAUCAGCAGAAUCCUAGAUAUCAAGACUCUAUGGGUCAUUUGCUAUUGCAGUAUUCACAAGCGAUUCCAGGCGGUAUCCUCAUGUUCUUUCCGUCCUACUCGCUGCUUAACAAACUUGUUUCACGUUGGAAAAAAACCAAGCUGUGGGGUGAAAUCGAGCAGUUCAAGACGAUCUUUUCGGAACCUCGCAACGCCGGCAAAGGUUUCGAUUCUCUUUUGGAAGAUUACAAGAACACGAUCACGCAAUUCUCCGAGGCAGCAGCUGCUGGUCCUGAUGGCAAAGAAGCACUGACGAAGAGCACAGGCGCGAUUUUUUUGGCGGUUUAUCGCGGUAAAGUGAGUGAGGGUAUCGAUUUCUCUAACGACAAUGCGCGGGCCGUCCUAUGCGUAGGCAUCCCCUUUCCCAGCCUCAAAGAGCUGCAAGUGUCCAUGAAGCGCAAGUACCAAGACGAGAAAAGCCGCAUGGACGUGGAUCUAGUCAACGGCCAUGUAUGGUACCAACUGCAAGCGUUCCGUGCGCUAAACCAAGCUCUUGGACGUUGCAUUCGUCAUCGCCAAGAUUAUGGUGCCAUUAUGCUACUUGAUUCCAGGCAUCGAUUCAACAAGCACGUGAACUUGCUUUCAAAGUGGAUGCGACCGUAUAUCCAGGAGUUCGAGCACUCGCAGAUGUGCGUCCCGAUGUUCAGUGACUUUUUCCAGCGAAACUUCGUCGAGCUGCCAUAUGCUGUGUCUCCAUCCUCAGUGGAAGUGUCGAAAAUGUCUGAGAUGGAGGCAGGACGAGCACCACUCGUUCUCGAGUACGAGACAGACAAGAGUGGCAAAAAGAACAGCACCACAGCCCGUAGUCAAAUAUCUUCACACCCACUGUCGUCGACCAUGGCGACCGUAAACGAGCUGAUGACAAAGCAGAAACAUGAGUCAGAUGCGAAAAACAGCGUGUUUUCAAUAUUCCAAUCUCGGGUGCCUGGAAAGUUAAAGUAG
Messenger RNA from Peronospora matthiolae, 3051 nucleotides. The record is from the annotation of a GenBank genome assembly. NCBI's taxonomy places the organism in Eukaryota, Oomycota, Peronosporomycetes, Peronosporales, Peronosporaceae.